CGACGCCAUACGACACAUAUAUCUCAAAAGACAAGUGACAAAUUGUGAUUCAAUUCAGAUAAGAUAUGGAAGAUGCUGGCGACAACUCCGGUCCGGCCUGGUCAACAUUUUCACGAUAUCUCAGAGCGUCGUCACGAAUCCUCUGUGUUGUCGGUGCUGGACUUAGCGCACCAUCAGGCCUAUCCACCUGGCGAGGAACAGAUGGUCUCUGGAACAACAACAAUCUAAAAGAUCUUGCAUCGCCGGAGAGAUUCCAAGAGGAUCCUAUCACCGUUUGGAAGUUCUACGGUGAGAGAUUACUCGCGUCGUUAGCUGCUGAACCGAAUGCAGCGCAUCAUGCGUUGGCGGCUCUUGCUCAGCGAUAUGAAGGAUGGUUGACGGUCAACCAGAACGUUGAUGGGCUUCUCGAGCUUACGGAAUAUCCUCCGUCUCAACUAUUGUCCAUCCAUGGCUCGCUGAGAACAGUUCGAUGUACCAUGUGUGACUAUCAUAUCAACGUUGAGAAGCCAGGCGACCUUCCAUUCUUACUCUUAUUGAACAGCACCAGUGACCAGCCUCAUACACCAAUCUUAUCAGACCUACCACAUUGCCCAAGAUGUAGAAAUAUGUUACGUCCGGCGGUUGUUUGGUUUGGCGAAACGCUCGCAGCUGACGCGCCAGAUAGUGUUGAUAGGUGGAUUUCUGAGGAGUCUGUUGAUAUGGUGAUCGCUGCUGGGACAAGCUUACAAGUCUUUCCAGCCGCAGAAUGGGUGGCGACUGUACAUGAAUGCGGUGCAGCUCUGGCUAUCAUUGACACGAUUCGGGAUGACGAUAUGGCGAGUGAAUGCGACUGGUUCAUCCAGGGGGAUGUCCAGAUCAUCCUGCCCAGCAUAUUAGAUACUCUUGAUAUUGAUGGCUCGAGAGGAGCUGGUGAAUGAGUUCAUUUACUAGUUUUUCACUGUUGAAUAUUAUUGCGUAUAAACGCCUCUAUAGCAGGAGGCAUCACAAACACGACCUGAGGAGAGGUAGGAUAGAUAGACACUCGACACUGUGGAUAGGUCUUUAUAGGUAGGUGGAUGAUGCCUUGCUCUCUUUCGGUUGCCCUGAUCUAUCUAUACAUGCUCUGCCUAGUUCCCUUCCCUCCAUACGCGAUCCCCGAGUAGCCUCACCUAGCCUGCUGCACCACAAUAUGUCGUGGACGCCGGGGGAUUGAGACGCAAGAU
Messenger RNA from Aaosphaeria arxii CBS 175.79, 1202 nucleotides. RefSeq names its product DHS-like NAD/FAD-binding domain-containing protein. The record is from RefSeq and is a predicted model, not a curated record. The transcript has 2 exons. Lineage: Eukaryota; Fungi; Ascomycota; Dothideomycetes; Pleosporales. Gene Ontology annotation, molecular function: NAD+ binding. Bases 66 to 917 code for a protein of 283 amino acids.